CACAACAACGACUGCAUCGACACAGAUGAGUGUGCAUCGCUCCGGGGCUUGUGCCGGAAUGGAAACUGCAUCAACUCGGUGGGCUCGUUUGUGUGCGUGUGUCUGGACGGGUAUAAACUCUCUCCUGAUGGCUGGAUGUGCGUGGACAUCAAUGAGUGUUUGAUCAGCCCUGGCACCUGCGGCCCUGGAACGUGUCAGAAUCUGGACGGCUCCUACAGGUGCAUCUGUCCUCCUGGAUACUUCCUGCAGAACGACAGGUGUGAAGAUAUCGACGAAUGCUCUCAGACUGCAGAGAUCUGCAUCUUUGGCAAGUGUGUGAACACGCCAGGCAGCUUCAGGUGUGAGUGUCCGGAGGGAUUCCAGCUGUCCUCGACUGGAAAGAGAUGUGUGGAUAUUCGUGUGAAUUAUUGUUACACUAAGUUCGAGAACGGACGCUGUCAGGCUCCGAAGCCCUUCAACACCACUAAAGGCUCCUGCUGCUGCAGCGUGAUGCCGGGUCAGGGAUGGGGCAACCCGUGUGAGAUCUGCCCCUCUCCGGAGGAGGAGGCAUACAAAGCUCUGUGUCCUGCUUCUGGUAAAAUCCUCACUAUUGACGACACGACUGUGGAUGUGGACGAGUGCACAGAAAACCCCGGCAUCUGCAGGAACGGCCACUGCAUCAACACGGACGGGACGUUCCGCUGCGAAUGUUCGUUUGGCUACCGGCUCGACUUCACGGGGAUCAACUGUGAAGACACGAACGAGUGUGAGCUGGGGAACCCGUGUGGGAACGGCACCUGCACAAACGUGGAGGGAGCGUUUGAGUGUAGCUGCGACGAGGGGUUCGAGCCCGGACCCAUGAUGACCUGUGAAGAUAUCAACGAGUGUUCCCAGAAUCCCCUGCUGUGUGCGUUCCGCUGUGUCAACACGGUGGGCUCGUACGAAUGCAAAUGUCCAGCGGGAUACGUGCUGAGAGAAGACCGCCGGAUGUGCAGAGAUCAGAACGAGUGCGAGGAGGGUCUGGAUGACUGUGCGUCCAGAGGAAUGACCUGUAAGAAUCUGAUCGGCACGUACAUGUGCAUCUGCACGCCGGGAUACACCAGACAGCCCAACGGAGACAGCUGCGUGGAUCUGAACGAAUGCACGGCCAAACCAGGCAUCUGUGAGAACGGCCGCUGCGAGAACACGGUGGGCAGUUACCGCUGCGUCUGCGAUCAGGGCUUCAGUCCCAGUCCCAGCAGAACUGAGUGCAUCGAUAACCGUCAGGGCUUCUGCUUCCUGGAGGUUCUGCAGAUCAUGUGUCAGAUGAGUUCCAGCAGUCGCGUCAGCGUUAGGAAGUCCGAGUGCUGUUGUGACGGGGGCCGCGGCUGGGGGCCCAACUGUGAGCUCUGCCCGCUGCCCGGGACCACGCAGUACAAGAAGAUGUGCCCGCUGGGCCCCGGAUACACCACCGACGGCCAGGAUAUCGACGAGUGUAAAGUGAUGGGGAAUCUGUGUAAGAACGGCCAGUGUCUGAACACACUGGGCUCCUUCAGCUGCAUCUGUAAACCAGGAUACACCACUGACAUCACCGACACUCAGUGCGUGGAUGUGGACGAGUGUGUUCAGGCUCCUAAACCCUGUAACUUCAUCUGUAAGAACACGGAGGGCGGGUACCUGUGCUCCUGCCCGCGAGGAUACGUGCUGCAGGACGAUGCCAAGAGCUGCCGGGCUGUAAAACACAAACCCAGCACUGUGUCCUCAAGCACUUCCCUUUCCUGUCCCGACGCUAAUAUCAUGAUCAACAUUCAUAGAUCAUUGAGUGAUGAACUGUGUGUGCGUGUGUGUGUGUGUGAGACAGAUAAUAAUGAGUGCAACACUGAACCGGGUCUCUGCGGUCCGAACGGAGUGUGUCAGAACAGCCCCGGCAGCUUCAACUGUGAGUGUCAGAGAGGAUUCACCCUCGACCCCAACGGACAGCACUGUGAAGACAUGGACGAGUGUGUGGGGAAUCAUCGCUGUCAGCACGGCUGUCAGAAUCUGGUGGGCGGCUACAGAUGCAGCUGUCCGCAGGGAUACCUGCAGCAUUACCAGUGGAACCAGUGCGUCGAUGAGAACGAGUGCCAGAACAGUCAGAUAUGCGGCGGCGCCUCGUGUCACAACACGCUGGGCAGUUUCCGCUGCCUGUGUCCGACGGGCUUCGCCUUCGAGCAGCUGAUGGGUGGCUGUCAGGACGUCAACGAGUGCAGCUCGACGCAGAACCCCUGCAGCUUCGGCUGCUCCAACACCGACGGAGGAUACCUGUGCGGCUGCCCACCUGGAUACCUGCGCGCCGGACAGGGGCACUGUCUGUCUGGCGCGGGGCUGUCGGCCGGUGGAUCUCCUCUGAUUCCCGUCGCUGAUGGAGACGAGAACGCUCUCUCUCCCGAGGCCUGCUACGAGUGUAAGAUCAACGGCUAUCCGAAGAAGGGCCGUAAACGCAGGAACGUCAACGGAACCGAGGAGCUGCAGAAUGAUCUGGACUGGGUCAGUCUGGCCAGUGUAGACGUGGAUGAUACGCUGCAGCUGCGUCUGAACAUCAGCACACUGAAGAGCAAAGACCACAUCAUCGACUUCGUGCCGGCGCUGUCCACGCUCGCUAACCACGUGCGCUACGCUAUCGACUACGGCAACGACGACGGCCUGUUCCGCAUGAACCAGAUGGACGGCGUCAGCUACCUGCACAUAUCCAAGAAGAAAGCUCUCCAGCCGGGAGCGUAUUAUUUACAAAUCCGCAGCGUGCCGCAGACCGGCAGCAGAGAGCCCUCGGGCGAGCGGCCGGACACAGACUACCUCAGCGGGCAGCGAGGAGACGCUCUGCACAUGAGCGUCCAGAUCGUCCUGCACUGAUGGACACACGGACAGACUGCCGCAGCCUCGGCCAAAGAGCAGCACGCACCGCAUCAUACGCUCGCAUACCAUAUUACCAGGUUCCGCCGCGGAGGAACGGACGGAAGGGUCGCGCCGCGCUCAGUCUGUCGUAUCUUACUGGUGCUAGUCAUGUGAGCGCGUAGAUUCAUGCACUGUAAUAACCGACCCACGCCGUCUACGACUGACCAACGCUAGCCUUUCUGUUCUCUGCAACUAUGCUAACAGGGUUUCUGCUGCUCUUAUCAAGCUCCGUUAAGAGCAAGUAAAGAAAUAAAUCCAAUGGAACACAACACGUGACUCUGCAGCACAAAAGCAGUGUUAAGUCGCUGGGGUAUAUUUGUAGCAAUAGCCAACAAUACAUUG
Molecule: messenger RNA, 3231 nt
Organism: Sinocyclocheilus rhinocerous
Lineage: Eukaryota; Metazoa; Chordata; Actinopteri; Cypriniformes; Cyprinidae
Product: fibrillin-2-like
Exons: 19
Molecular function (GO): calcium ion binding
Source: RefSeq, a predicted model, not a curated record